AUGGCUUACUCUUUAGAAACACUGGCAAAGAAGAUCUUUAAAGGAAUUUUAGUAGCUGAACUUAUGGGCACUUUUGGAGCAUAUUUUUUGUUUAAUAAGAUGAACACAAGCCAAGAUUUCAGGCAAACAAUGAGUAAGAAAUUUCCUUUUAUCUUAGAAGUUUAUUACAAAUCCAUUGAACAGUCUGGAAUUUAUGGAACCAGAGAGCAAGAUCAAGAAAAAUGGUUGGGUACCAAAAAAGGAUCAUCACGUUCAGCCCCCCAUCUAAGCUAUUUGAGACCUUUAAGAGAAGAAAGAUGA
Messenger RNA from Heterocephalus glaber (naked mole-rat), 300 nucleotides. NCBI's taxonomy places the organism in Eukaryota, Metazoa, Chordata, Mammalia, Rodentia, Bathyergidae. The record is from RefSeq and is a predicted model, not a curated record.